AGAAAAAUUCUUCGAGGUGGAGUUAGAUGUCGUAUCCGAUGUUGGUUUUCAAAACACUGGAUUGUCGACCAGUCUAUCGACGACGGAACUUAAAAUUGGGACCGGAACCAAAACUGACUGUAUCAAACUAUCAGACUUCAUCUUGUGCUAAUAAAAAUUGCGAACGCAAUCCCAGCUUUCAAGAUAUUACAAUUGCAAUGAGUGACGAAAUAAAAGCCCUCCAAGACGAGGUUCGGAGAAGGGCGGAAAAAGAGAAACAUUUGACCGAUACCCAAGCUCGAAUAAAAAAACGGGAGCAAGAACUCGCAGAAGAGUCUUUACUAAAACAACAGGAGCGGGGGAGAGAGUUGGAAGCUAAAUUCAAGGCCGAGAAAGAGGAAGAAGCAUCCAAACUAGCCGAGAUGCAACGACGGAGGAAAGAGCGCCAGGAAGAAAUAGAUCGUGAAUGGGAAGUGAAGGAGCGAGAGGAGGAUCGACGGGAAACCGAAUUCAACCAAAAAGUCAAGGAGGAGGAAGCCCGAAUAAUCAGUGAGAAACUAAAAGCACAGGAGGACAAAGAAAAAAAACAGAAAGAAUCCAAAGAGAGAAUAGAACAGCUAGAGGAAGAACUCAGGAAGAAGUCAGAAGCGGAGAAACGAGAAGCCGAAGAAACUGCCACAGCGGAAAGACUUGCACAGGAACAGAUCGCUCGUGAGGAAAGAGAACGAAAGGAAGCGGAACAAAAAGAAAGGGAGGAAAAGGCUAGGCUAGAAGAAGAGAAAAAACGGCGAGAAAUCGAGGAGCACAAUGAAAUCAUAAAAGCGAAAGAAGCUGCUCAAUUAAAGGUCGUUGCAGAACAGCAACGUGUCAGUAUGGAAAAAAAUCUGAAUGCCAAAAAAAAUACCGAGCAACGGGCACAGGAACUAGCCGAAGAGUCAGAAAAAAAGCAAAGACAGAUCGAAGAGAAGCUAUUGCAAGAGGCGGAGAGGAUUCAAAACGAAAAGACUGAAAGAGAGAGAAAAGAAGCCGAAAUAAGAGAACUCAAAGAAGCGGAGCGUCUGAAGCAAUGGGAAGAAGAAAAUCGCAAGGAAGAAGAGGAAAUGGAGGCAAGACGGCUCGAAAACAUGGCGAUGGCGAAUAAGGUACUGAAGGAGCGAGAAGCGGAGCUAGCAGAAAAGGCUAAAGAAAUGGAAGAUGCCAAAAACCGUGCACGAGAACGAGCUGCGCAGCUUAAAAAAGAAUCAGAGGCUAAAGCUAAAGGACUAAAAGAGCAGGCAGAAGUUGAGAAACAAGAGCGCAAGAAGAAAGAAGCUGCCCAAAAAGCCGAGGCAGAAAGAUUAGAAACCGAAAAACUAGCCAACAAAGAGAGAAUCGCCAGAGAGCUAAAAGAAAAACGUCAACAGGAAGAAGAAAAUGCCGCAAGGCAGGUCGAAGAAGCGGAGAGAAAAGCAAUGGAACAUAAACUGAAUAAGCAAGAGCAACAAAGGCUGAAGAUGGAAGCAAUGCGACAAAAAGCUGAACAAAAAAAGAAAGAAAUGGAAGAAAGGCUUGCGAAAAAGACUGCUGAAAUCGAAGCAAAGAUGAAAGAGGAAGCGCGUUUACGAGAAGAAAAAAAACUAGCUGAAGCAGCAGAGAAGGAGCGCAUACUCGAAGAAAAAAAUGCACAAAAAGAAAAAAUUCUCAAGGAACAAGAAGAAAAAAAGAGAACAGCAAAGGAAGAGCUGGAACGACAGAGAGGAGAAUAUUUGAAAGAGGUGGCACUUGCAAGAGAAGAGAAAUUACGAAAACAAGAGGAGGCCAAACUCGAGAGAGAAGCUCGAAUACAAGAAUUGAAAGCGAAGGCGGACGCAAAAACAAAAGCACGAGAGAGAGCAUUGAUAGAGGAAAGGGAAGAAAAAGAAAGACAAGAAAGGGAGAAGGCAGAGGAAGAUCUGAAACGAGAACAAGAACGAGCUGCGAAGAGAAGAGAGAGAGAGGAAGAAAUUGCGGAGAGAAAACGUUUGGAAAAAGAAGCCGAGGAAGAAAAGGAGCGCCAGGACAUUGCUAAUGCGUUCGACCUGUUACAAGAGGAGGAGCAAGAAGAACAAAGGAAACGGCAAGGUAUGUAUCGGAAAUUCGGGAAGGUUGACCUCAUGAUUCACAAUAUCGAUUGAUUCUGACAGUGUGUUCCUCUUGUAUGUAGCUGCAAAACGUGCAACAGCAAAGAAAGCUAAGCAAAUUGAGAAAGAAGCGAGAAAGAGACAGGAGAUCCGCGAGGAACAACUUGCUGCAGAGGCCGCCAGGUCUCGGAAAAGUGAGGCCGAACUGGAUAAACAAGUGGCGGAAAGGGCGCGAAGGUUCGCAGAAGAGGAACUCAAGCUCCAGGAGAUACUCAAAGGCAAAGAACUCCGAGAGAAAGAAGCGAUGGAGGCAGAGGAAGCCCGCAAAUUGGCUUCGAAGAGGGCUAAGUUGAACAAGACACAAAUCGAGGAACUGAAACGAGCGGAGGCUUUAGCAAUGGCGAAAUUAAGGGCCGAGGAAAAAGCGUUUUUACUAGGAGAGCAAGCUAAGCAAAAAGAACAAAAAAUCUUGAUGCAAGCGACCAAGGACCGCCUCAAACGAGAGAAAAAGGAAAAGGAGCUCGAAGAAAAAACGAAAAAAUUGCAAGAAGAGGCGUUGAACAUGCAAUCCCAGCUCGAGAAAAUGGCAGAAAAAACAAAGAAAGAACAGGAGCAAUACAUAACUCCCACCUACAAGCUAACGAAAGACAGCGAAGAAGAAGAAGACGACGAUGACAGCAGUGUCGACGAGGUAUUUGGGGCGACGCAACCAAAAAGAGUCUCACUGCUUUCCGCAUCUUCAAAGUCCUUGGGGAUUGAUAAGGACUUUGACACAAGCAUUAAGAUCGACUUCGACGACCACAUGACAUUUGAAGACUUUCUUGACGCGGAAGAAAAACGAUUAGAGAUCGAAGAGAUGCUGGCCAAGGAGAACGCAGAAAACGCAAACAAAAAAUUCGACGUGAG
This is a messenger RNA of Pseudo-nitzschia multistriata, 2984 nucleotides long. NCBI's taxonomy places the organism in Eukaryota, Bacillariophyta, Bacillariophyceae, Bacillariales, Bacillariaceae. The record is from the annotation of a GenBank genome assembly.